AUGGACCCCACGGUAUCUGUCUCACAAUGGAAGGGUGAGAAGCUGAAAAACAGCUCUCAUUGGCCAGCUUGGUACUCUGCGAUGAAGCAGUUUGCCAAGACUAGGAAAGUAUGGGAUUAUUGCAAUCCUGAGAAACCAGCCCCGGAAGUGCUGGAGGAGCCGCAGGCCCCCGCACGACCGCGGUUACAUAUCCCACGAGGGGCAACUACAGAGGUAGCCAAGACCCUAAGGGAAGAGUUUAAGGAUCGUCAGAUGGAGUAUAGCUACGACCAUGACGAUUACAAAGAGGAGCUCAAAAGGUAUGAGAAGGUGGAAAACGGCCUACAAUUAGUUGAGUUCGUGAUCACUGCGUCAACAGAUACUAAGCUACACCGUCUCAUGGAUGAUCUUGAGACUCCGUACGAGAAGAUUAGCUUUCUCAAGAAGCGCUUCUCACACACAAAGUCUCACCAGAAUGAAGUCCUGCUACGCUGGGCAGAAGGGUGCGUACGACCACCAAAGAAGGGUCAAAACGUACUAUCCUGGCUAGAAGAGUGGGAGCUGAUACGUGAUGAAGCGGUCAACCUAAAAGUGGAGAGUGACACUGCGCAGCAUCCGCAGCUGUUUUUACAUGCUGUAAAGGACAUCCUACCGGUCUGGUGGGAAGCUCGGUUCCAGGAUAUCGUACUAAGAAGUAAUACAAUCGAGAUAAACGAUCUGAUUGAGUCCUUCCGUACCUCCUAUACUAUGUCGUAUUCCGAGACUACCAAGAAGAAUACCAAUUCUAUAUCCAAAGCAGCAUUUGCCACAUCGACCUGGCAGGGUAAAGCAGAGGCUGAAACCUCUAGAACCGACAGAAAAGACGGGAAAACUGGACCAUUUCAGGACCGGAGCUACUGCCCUUGUGGCAUGAAACACCCGGUCACCCGGUGCUGGGUGUUGAAUGAAGACCAACGACCGGAUGGGUGGAUGGGCCUACGAAAGGCCUCCGAAGCGCUGAAGAAGUCAUUCAAAAAAGAACCAGAGUGGAAGGUCUGGGCCGAAAACCAGAUCAAGAACUCACCUGACUUGGCAGGAAAACCGUCUGGAUCAGCAAAUUUAGCCCACGUUGGCUUUGCCACAGUCGCCCUAUCAACUGAAGUUGAUACCAAGUACCGAGACCAAUGGGUAUUGGAUACCGGAGCAAGCGUACACGUAUGCAACGACCGGACCAAAUUUACCGAGUAUAAGGAAGACCCCUCGUAUCUCCGUACGGGUGACAAUCGGACCGCAAUUGCUGGAGUCGGUACAGCAACCUUCACCGGAAGGGAUCCUACAACUGGCAGACCGCGUGUGGUUAACCUGUAUAACUGCCGUUAUUCUCCAGAUUUUCACUGCAAUUUGGUUUCCUUAGGCAGGAUAGAGGACCAUGGAGGAUGGUGGGAUAUGAAGCAAGGAAGGAUUAUGAUUGGAGAUCAACCUAUUCUUGAGACCUACCGAGAACAUGAUAUUUAUCUGUUCUCACAGACGCGAGAUGAACGUACAGUCUUUCGGCCGAAAACAGAGGGUCGUACGACUACGAUCAAGACCCAAAACAACACCCAGCAUAAAACUGCACUUGCUACCCGACGAUCAGAGAAACCGUUGAAAUCUGGAGUUGAGGUUGUACGAAGCACGGAGGAUGGGGAAGAGCGACCGGAUGAUGAAAUUUGUACGGUCUGCAGCUUGGUCAACGCUCCACGACAGGUCUCGCGGAGACCGAUAGGCAAGCACUACGGACGGUGCGGGAGGGUCUACUUUGACCUAAUUCAGGUCAUUAUGGGAUAUAAUCAGCACUGCUGGAUAACCCAUUUCUACGUUGGGGGUAUCCGGUUCCACUGGUUAAUGACCCAUGUGAACAAAAACGGGUGCCAGCAAGCGAUCAGAAGCUUUAUCGCUUUCGCUAUUCGCUGGCUAAAUUUGCCGAUUAAGGUGUUCCACUCUGAUAACGAGAGAUCAGUUGAUGAGAGUAUUCUACUGCUAAUUAAGCAGCUGGGGUGUGUUCACACGUUUACAGACCCGUAUACGCCUGAGAUGAACGGUCCGGGUGAGCGUGCUGGAGGUGUGAUUAUCCUUAGAGCGAGAGCGCUUCUAAAGGAAGGAAAACUACCCGAUAAACUAUGGCCAGAAGCGGUAAAAGCGGCAGUAUACCUGCUGAACCGUACGCCUACGAGAUUGGAAGAUGGGACUUGGAUAGUUCCAUGGGAUGAAGCACGGCGCUUUAGUGGGUUCAACCAGGGUACCGAGGGUACUCCUGUCAAUACUCCCACAAAGACGUCGCUUGCGAAUAUCAAAUUGUAUGGAUCACUUGCAUACUGCAGGAUCCCCAAUAUCCCGAAACUUGACAAAAUGAAGUCACGAGCUGAGAUAGGAUAUCUCGUUGGCUACGUGGCCUCGAAUAUCUGGCAAAUCUGGAUACCGCACCGUGAGAACCAUGACCCGGAUGAAGGGGUGAAGCUACCAGUUCCAGAGGACUAUCCUCCCACAAUCAUGGAGGAAGGACUAGAGGUCGACUGUAUUCGACAGGGUCUCGACGAACAGACUGCUCGUACGAGUAUUGCCGAGAGUACCCCAGAAGGGAGCUCUCCGGGACGGUCCUAUAGAGCAAGAGAUGCGGAUGAUGUAGACGUCAUACAGGAUCAAGAAUCUGGAGGAUCUAGAGAACCACAGGAGACGACAAUACCACACUCGGGACAAGAUCAAGUUUUUGUGCACAAAACCCCAAUUGAUCAUACCCCACCACCGGAUUAUCCAGUUAGAAGCAAUUCUGCGGAAACUACCACUGAUCAAGGGGUGAGGGAUGAUCCUGAGCGUCUCGCUCAGGACCAUAAUCAAAUAGAUCAGACGCCUGUUUCGCCAGUAUCACUACGGGAACCGAGCCCGGAGGAUCAACUCCAGGACCAAUUACAGCUAUCCCUACAGGAGAGCGUUGAGCAAGAGGAUCGUACGACAUCGGCCAAGAACGACUUGGCAGGGUCAUUGCCUAAGGAUCAAGAUCGCGAUUGUGCAGCUGUGGAUACCAGCAAUAUCAUCCAGGGACCGAGGGUGCGAAUAUCGAGACGAGACCGAGACUACGCCUAUAACACCAUGUUUAUCGAUGACGACAACGGCGACGAUACCACAACAACCACUUUACAAGCGUUUGCUACCGGUCUAUGA
Molecule: messenger RNA, 3156 nt
Organism: Penicillium odoratum
Lineage: Eukaryota; Fungi; Ascomycota; Eurotiomycetes; Eurotiales; Aspergillaceae
Exons: 3
Coding region: 1-3156 (1051 amino acids)
Biological process (GO): DNA integration
Molecular function (GO): nucleic acid binding
Source: RefSeq, a predicted model, not a curated record